CCUUGUAGCCUCGAUGGCACCAUCGUAGAAGAACCAGGAGAGGUAGAGGAGAUGGGGAGCUGGGCGAUCGCCGUCCAUGGAGGUGCUGGCGUCGACCCCUGCCUGCCCGCGGUACGGCAGGAGGAGGCUCGAAGGGUGCUGUCGCGGUGCCUCAAGUUGGGCGCCGGCGCCCUGCAGGCCGGCCUUACCGCCGUGGACGUGGUGGAGAUGGUGGUCCGGGAGCUGGAGACCGACCCAGUGUUCAACUCCGGCCGUGGGUCCGCGCUGACCCGGCGGGGCACGGUGGAGAUGGAGGCCAGCAUCAUGGACGGCCGCGGCCGCCGCUGCGGCGCCGUCUCCGGCCUCUCCACCGUCAAGAACCCCGUCUCCCUCGCCCGCCUCGUCAUGGACCGCUCCCCCCACUCCUACCUCGCCUUCGACGGCGCCGAGGACUUCGCCCGCGAACAGGGUGUUGAAAUGGUGGAUAACAGCUACUUUAUCACCGAGGAGAAUGUGAGCAUGUUGAAGCUGGCGAAGGAGGCCAACAGUAUCAUGUUCGAUUACAGAGUGCCGAUCCCCGGCGUGGAUAGUUGCAGCGCCAUCGCGGGACUGAUGGGGGCGAAGGCGGAGGGUGGUCUGCAGAUGAACGGCCUGCCGAUCAACGUGUACGCGCCGGAGACGGUGGGCUGCGUGGUGGUGGACAACAACGGGUGGUGCGCCGCCGCGACGUCCACCGGCGGGCUGAUGAACAAGAUGAGCGGCCGCAUCGGGGACUCGCCCCUGAUCGGCUCCGGCACCUACGCCUGCGACGUCUGCGCCGUGUCGUGCACCGGCGAGGGCGAGGCCAUCAUCCGCAGCACUCUGGCGAGGGACGUGGCGGCGCUGAUGGAGUACAAGGGGCUGAGCCUACAGGAGGCGGUGGACUACGCCAUCAAGGAGAGGCUGGACGAGGGCAAUGCCGGGCUCAUCGCCGUGUCGAGAAAUGGCGAGGUGGCGUAUGGAUUCAACACGGUGGGCAUGUUUAGAGGAUCUGCAACACAGGAUGGGUUCAUGGAGGUGGGCAUAUGGUAGCCGCCCGCCUCUCUGUUUCUAUCUCUUCCCCGAUGUCCCUGAGAAAUGCUAAUUGAUCUGCGUCUGUGCUGCUUGGGGGCACGAUGAUAACUAGACAAUAAAGGUUCUUCUCCAUGGUUGCGUA
Messenger RNA from Musa acuminata subsp. malaccensis (wild Malaysian banana), 1174 nucleotides. RefSeq names its product probable isoaspartyl peptidase/L-asparaginase 2. Gene Ontology annotation, molecular function: hydrolase activity. The record is from RefSeq and is a predicted model, not a curated record. NCBI's taxonomy places the organism in Eukaryota, Viridiplantae, Streptophyta, Magnoliopsida, Zingiberales, Musaceae.